Drosophila elegans is the source of this 591-nucleotide messenger RNA. RefSeq lists its product as uncharacterized. NCBI's taxonomy places the organism in Eukaryota, Metazoa, Arthropoda, Insecta, Diptera, Drosophilidae. The transcript is spliced from 2 exons. Bases 59 to 433 code for a protein of 124 amino acids. The record is from RefSeq and is a predicted model, not a curated record.
GGAUGUCUCUAAAGAUUCGGAUAUUGUGCUUCAGUCGGUCAUUGAAGGUUUACAGAAAAUGUCGAGUACAACGCUGAUCACAUUCUUUGUCUUGGUUGUUUUGACAGGACAAUCGCUUGCCCAAAAUGUGGCCGUUGAUCAGUCAGCUCAAUGGGCCAAUGAGCUGUUAAAAACCGCCCAAGUUAUAGCCCUAGAAAAGUUACCCACUUCUGCUGACGCCCAAAAUGAUGCCAAAGAACAGCUGGACACGUUAAAAAUGGCUUUAUCCCAUUGCGAAACUGAGCUCAGAUCCACUGGAAAUGUCGACCAGCACAAAAAGUGUGUUAAUGCCGUCUUAAGUGGUUUCUAUAUGGCAUUGGAUCGUUUGGCCAGCGAGCAUUGGGCCAUCUUUGGAGCCACCUCAGGUGCUUCGCGUAUCGGCUUGUUUUGCUAGCUCUAAAUCAUCCCAAAAGUGCAAACAGAAAUCAAUGAAAUCUCAUUUAAACUGUUUUUUAUUGUUAAAAAUGUUGUUGUUUUGUUUACCUGAAAUUUUGGGUUUUCUUAUAAAACUAAAAAUGUUUAAAUCAAUAAAGUUAGUUAUAGUUUGUUGAA